AUGCCUUUGGAAAUCAUCAUUAUUGGAGGUGAGUCGCUCGACCAGCGAUCACAUCGCACGAUUUGCUGUUCGGACCCCGAGUUGACCUCCGAGUUCUCUGUCCUCACUAGCCGGAAUUGCCGGACUUGCCGCAGCGCGAGCUUUGCGCGAGCAGCACAAUGUCACCGUUCUCGAGCAAUCGCGCAUGAAGUCCGAGAUCGGUGCAGCCAUCCAUCUUGGUCCCAACGCUUCUAAAAUCGCGCUGCAGUGGGGCCUCGAUUUGGCCGCCCUCAACAGCCCCGAGGUGCAGUCGGUAGGUCCGAAAUCGUACAUGAUCGGUCCCCCAGUGUCACGAGAGACUUUUUCUGACUUCUGUGAUAUUCAAAUUGACAGUACGUGGAGAAGAGUGCCAAAGGUGAUACCUUGAUCGCCGUUCCGAGCGAUCCCCGAAAGGGGUUCGGCGCGCCUUGGUUGCUCAACCACCGUGUCGACUUGCACAACGAGCUCCGAAGGAUGGCCACUACUCCUGAUUUGCCCGGCAAGCCCGCCGUGAUCCAAACCGCUGCCAAGGCUGUCUCUUUUGUGAGUGCAUUUCGCCUAGUCUCGUCAAACGAUCCGAAAACUCACAUCUCAUCUCGUUCGGUGCCCUUCAGGACUGCGAAGCCGGAAAGGUCACGCUCGCGGACGGCCAAGUGCUCAAGGCUGACAUCAUCAUCGGGGCCGAUGGCAUCCACUCGAUUCUUCGAACCGAGAUUCUCGGCGCCGAGCGAGUUGCCCAACCUUCCGGUUACAGUGCGUACCGCUGCUUGAUUCCCCGGGAAUCCGUCGAGAAGGUCCCUGCCAUGGCCUCGUUGCUCAGCCUGAACCCGCCCACUUUGACGACCUUCGUCGCCUCCGACCGUCGAGUGGUCGCAUACCCGUGCCGAGGUGGUAGUUUGCUCAACAUUGUCGCUAUCGUGCCGGACGAGAAGAUGAACGAGGACAGUGUCGAGUCGUGGAACGCCGAGGGUUCGAUCGAUGAGAUGAUCGAGGCCUUCAAGGAUUUCCAGCCCGAGUUGCUUGAUUUCCUUCGGUCAGUCUACUUUGCCAACGCAGGCACCUACUUAUCUUAUAUUCUCUGCAUGGCACACUGCUGACAGCCUGAUUUUCUCUGCGCUCCUCACAGUACUGCCCCGUCGUGCGGUCUCUGGCAAUUGCGCGACCAAGACCCGUUGAAGACAUGGACCAAGGGACGUGCCAUUUUGAUUGGUGACGCCGCCCACGCCAUGCUUCCCCAUCAGGGUCAAGGAGGAGGACAAUCCGUCGAGGACGCCGAGGCUCUCCAGGUCGUCUUGGCCUCCGCAGGACCGGAGGAUGAUAUCCCUGCGUUGCUCGAGCUCGUCCAGAAGGUUCGCUACGACCGAGCAUCCAAGAUUCAGGGCUACUCGCGCGAGAAGGCGAUGGGCCCUCGACCAGGAACGGAGGAGAUGGGCGUCAACGUUCAUCAAUUCGUCUCGUACAACUUUGGGUAUCAAGGCGCAGCCAAAUGGGCCGAGGCCAACGGAAUUUCGUUGAAGGCUUGA
Molecule: messenger RNA, 1541 nt
Organism: Microbotryum saponariae
Lineage: Eukaryota; Fungi; Basidiomycota; Microbotryomycetes; Microbotryales; Microbotryaceae
Source: the annotation of a GenBank genome assembly